ACACCCAUGACGUCGUGUAAAAAAUGAAGAAGGAGGUGCGGAAGAGACAAACUUGAUCUGUUUAAAAUCUGUUUAUAUUUUGGUUUAGAAACGUUGACGACGUCGUGAUUACUCGAAGUAUUGAUGUUAGCUGUUUGUAUUUAGUUAUAAACUAAUGAUCGGCUGUAUUCCUUUAACCUGAACGCAGUGCAUUCGCAAUAAUAUAUACCAUAUGGCCUUGGAAGUAUUCCAUAUUAAAAUUCAUAUUUGUUUUGUGCCUAUUGUAUGUCUCGCAGUUUUGCUGUGCUCCUGGCAAUCAAAUGCUAAUAGUAACGGGACUUGUGGAAAGUUGACUAGAUGUCCAGAUUGGCUAAGGAGAAAAAGACUUUGUUACUGUCCCAAUGGUGAUCGUGUAAAAUUUACUUGUGUCAAUGGAAAAUGGAAAAAUCUUCCCUGUGACACUUCAACAACCACUGCUGUUCAAACUACACAACUGACAACAACACCUUCUCCACGAUGCCCAAAACUUAAAGAAAUCCUUUAUGGUGCAAUAAAAUAUUCAAAUGAUAGUAGUCGUCUUCCUGGUACAUCUGCAAAGUAUAAAUGUAUUGGUUACUCACAUAAGGUUAUGGACCCGCUUGAUUGUGACAGUAAUGGCAAGUGGAAUAGGAAAGAACCAGAAUCAAACAUGUGUUAUUGUGAAGCUCUGGACUUCGAGAGUGAUAACCUGGAGAUUUCUUAUAAUCCACCGAAUUCAAAAUCUCGUUAUUAUGUUUUGAAGACUGUAGUAACAUACUUUUGUAAAGGAUCAAACAAAGAAAUCCAACUUGCCUCAUCAACAUGUAAAAACACAGGCGAGGGCAAAGGGGCUAUUUGGACACCAAGACUAAAACAGUCAAGCAUUGAGAAGUGCAGAUCACAAAGACCUACAAUUAGAGUUCAAGUAAGCAAAACUACGAAACCGCCGAUACACCACACAGACGAGAGGACUGUAAUCAUUGUUAGCGGCACAACUGGCGCAAUCUUAGGCGCCCUCAUUAUCUUGGUUGUCAUUGUAUCAUGUCAGCGGCGUAUUCAUUAUCAUCGCAUGCGCCGUGCACGAAUACGUCACCGCCAGGAUCAGGAUGCCUUCACCGCAUUCAUCACGUAUCAUCGGGAUGCUCGUCUUCUGCUACCAUCUUAUGAUGAAGCCAUUAACCAAGAAGAACAGGGUCAACCUCCAUCAUUCGAAGAAGCUCUUGGCCAUUAUGAAGAGCCUACGCUCCCCCCUGGCCAUACAUCUGCAGAGGACGGAUGCCCGUCCGAUACUCAAGAUGCUUCAUCCGCUCCCCCCGGCAGUGAAACUCACAGCCUUCCCGAAACUUCCACCUCAUUUGAAAACCAUUCGGACGCAAGCCCCUUGUUAGACAGCCAGACCUCACCCGCGUCGGAGAAUAGUCGCCUCUUCCGAAGUCUUCGGGCGUUAUUCGGGGGAAGAACAUUCCGACCUGACGCGAUUUAUUGCCGAUUUGUACCAGAUGACACUGGCGAGAGUGAGAGUCAGACAUCGACCAGGGCUGUGGAGACAGAACCACCUGACAGUUCAGCAGAGUUGGCUGAAGUCUUAACACGAGCUGGCUUGUGUUGAGGCGCUUUUAGACUAGGCAAUUUUCCUUUCAACUUGCAAUGCAAUUUUAAUUUUGAAAUUGUAAUUAGACUAUGCAAUUUUCCUUGCAACUUGCAAUGCAAUUAUA
Molecule: messenger RNA, 1712 nt
Organism: Dendronephthya gigantea
Lineage: Eukaryota; Metazoa; Cnidaria; Anthozoa; Malacalcyonacea; Nephtheidae
Exons: 7
Coding region: 212-1606 (464 amino acids)
Source: RefSeq, a predicted model, not a curated record